AAAAAAAAAAAAAAAAUUAAUGUUUCGAAAAGCAAAGAAGCUUUCACAACGUCUUGGACUCAAAAAGGAAAAUUGUACAAAUCAAGAGAGAAAAAGAGGAGAGAAUCUACCGUCUAUAUUGAAAUCAGAAAAUAGCAGUAUGACUGGAAGCACAACAGCUAGUUUGGAAUCCAUGAGUUCUCAAAGCACAACGAACGAAAGUACAGAGAUCAAAUUGACAAGACCAAACCUAUCAAAGUCAUAUACGACUCCUACCUGUCCACCGACCGAACGAAAGGAGCGUCGAUCGAUUGCUGCAGAUACAAAUGAUCUUGAGCUGUUACUGUCAAUGGAAACACAGGCUAGAUUAGACGCAUUAGCGGAACGAGAAAAGCAAAAAAAGCAAGACGACGCAGUGCCAUUCAGUCGUCCUACGACCAUCAAGUUUGAACUCCCUGUCACACCACCUCGUUCUAGAUCACCUAACCAACGGUUGACUUACCCAAGAGCACGACCCACGCGAUCUCUUCCCGAGGAAGGACUGACGGCAAACGCAAAACGAAAAAAGAGAUCAAGUUGGCGGUAUCUGUUUGGAGAUCGAAGUGAUGAUGAUGAAGAAGUGACACCUUAUGUGACCAUGGAUGCUCGUGUGAGACUGAAGCUAAGACCUUUACCGACUUUUGGAUAUGUUAGAUUCAUCGGCGGCGUUGAAUUUGGAAAAGGAGAAUGGGUUGGAGUGGAAUUAGACCACGGUGUUGGCAAUUGCGAUGGUAGCGUGAAUGGACACAGAUACUUUACGACAGAUCCUCGUCGUGGUAUCUUUUGUAAACGUCAUGAUCUGGAAGCAGUGGCAGAAUAAUGGCUUAUUCUCUUCAUAAUCCCAUAUACCCCCUUUUUUUGUCUUAUAUUAUAGUAAUAGUUGUAACAAUAGUAAUAGUAAUAAUAAUAAUGUAAUAAUCACCUUGACUUUGAUCACAAACAUAUUUAUUAAAAUGAAUAAAACCCUUUAUAUGUGUACAG
Messenger RNA from Rhizopus microsporus ATCC 52813, 999 nucleotides. Its product is annotated as Cap-Gly domain-containing protein. The transcript is spliced from 2 exons. Bases 140 to 838 code for a protein of 232 amino acids. The record is from RefSeq and is a predicted model, not a curated record. NCBI's taxonomy places the organism in Eukaryota, Fungi, Mucoromycota, Mucoromycetes, Mucorales, Rhizopodaceae.